This is a messenger RNA of Naegleria lovaniensis, 3459 nucleotides long. RefSeq lists its product as uncharacterized. The record is from RefSeq and is a predicted model, not a curated record. Bases 1 to 3459 code for a protein of 1152 amino acids. Gene Ontology annotation, biological process: protein phosphorylation. The transcript has 3 exons. Gene Ontology annotation, molecular function: protein kinase activity; ATP binding. NCBI's taxonomy places the organism in Eukaryota, Heterolobosea, Eutetramitea, Acrasida, Naegleriidae.
AUGGAUUCAACAAUUUCGGAGAGAGGUGGAAGCGACCUUUCAAAAACAAGUAUAUUUACAACGAGAUAUCCACACAAUGAUGAUAAUGUUGACGGAACAACGAAAAGUAGAUUUACCACUCAUUCCCAAAUUCAACUCCAAGUUAGAACGUUUGCCACUCCUCCGACAAUUCAAAAAACCUUCAAGUUUUAUAUUCAUGAAAAUGUUCGCUACGAUGGCGACAUGAAGAAUUGCAAUUCCUCAUUGGAUCCAUGUUUUCUGAUGGAUCAUGCAUUGGCAUUUGUUACGAGCGAUGUCACACAGAACUUACAACAGCAGACAGGUCGUAUUCGAAUUCAAUUUUAUCUCAUGACGAAUGUAUCUUCAUCCUAUUAUUGUCAUAAUUCUCUUGAGGAAUCGAGUGGAAAAUUUACGUAUGAAAUUCAUGUGUUUGCAUUUGAGCCUCUGGAUCAACAACGACCACAAGUUCAUUGUCAAGGAGCAGGAUUGAUCAAAAAUUCUCAACAAGUUGUGAAAUUGACUUUUAACAACUUGACACUUUAUGAUACUUUUAUUGGCAUGUCAUUCAAUUCCGUGAGUGACGAUGCUUUAAUAGAAAUUAACUCGUGUACCUUGAAUGGACCUGGCAGACAAGCUUCAGUAAUCAUUUCAUCAAGAGGAGCGAAUUUGCGAAUUGUUCAUUCUCAAUUAUCAUCCAUGAACGUGGCAUCAAAAGAGGGCAUAAUGGUCUUUGAAAAGAGUAUCAUUUCUGAUAGCUUUUUGGAUUUUAUCGAUACCACUAGUAUCAUAUUUACAGCAUGCACACUGGAUCGUUCGACAGGCAUUCAAUCAGCAGGCUCAUCGGUUCACAUGGAAUUUUGCACACUCCAUCAUGUUCCUGAAUUUAAUGUGGAAAAGUUCAGUUUUGUGGCCCUUCAUCAAUGCUCGCUCACAAACACUCGAUUGUUAAUUAGUUUUGGAAAUGAGUUUGUCAUUCAAUUCAGUAAUGUCACAGGUUCCAAUAAUUUAUUUACUGUCAAGGGAGUGGUUAGCGUCAUUAUUCAACACAAUAACAUCUACGACACGGACGUGUCACCUCUUGAAACCGACAGUCGAGCAAUUUUUGACAUGGUUCUCUCUGAUUAUGUUUACGUUUAUCAAACCAAUAUUAUUGGUAGUCCAAGGAGAGCUAUUUAUAUUGAUGAAGCGAACACGAUAUUCUUUCGAGAAAGUAAUUUUAUUAACAACCGAGGAGGAAUAUUUAUUAACAAGUUGGUACGAUUUACGUCAGGUGUCGAAAGAAAUGUCGUGCGAAUAUGGAGUUGUCUUUUCAUGAACAAUACUGUUUCAGGAGGAGAUGGAGGGGCAGCGAACAUUCCAAAAGCAGAUGUCAUUCACAUCUAUUCCUCUACUUUUAUUGACAAUACAGCUGCAAAUGGAGGAGCCAUAUACUUGAAUCAGGGCUCUGCAGAAGUUGAUAAUUGCACAUUUUCUAAUAACGUGGCUCGUUUAGUGACAGGAGUCACCAUUGGAAAGACUGGAAAUGGAGGAGCAAUUUAUUUGAAAGAUAUGGAUUACAUCAACAUUGGUAAUACCAAUUUUAUUCAAAACAGAGCAAUCCGUGGGGGAGCAGUAUACAUGUUGAAAGAGAAGGAUUCAGGAUUUAAUGACGACAUUCGUUUCAAUUUGAAUUGCAUGGAUAACACAGCAACCUAUUUAGGACAUUGUUUUUACUCUGAACAAUCUGUACCUCUUUUUAGAUAUUUGAAUUUCACCAAAAUUCGUGGGUCUCAAGUUGGCAAUUAUCAGGUUGCGACAUCCUUUAUUUCACUCACUGGAUGGUCUUUUAGCAAAAACGCUACACAAACGAGAGAGUCAAAACUGAGUCUAUAUCCGGGCCAAGUCAUUUCCAUUUAUUUUGGAAUUGUGGAUUAUUUUGGUCAGAACAUUACCAAUCUUCAACAACAGCCAAUACUCAUGGUCAAUGAUGACGUGUUGUCAACAGUUUCCUUUUCAAGAAACAAUAUUAGUAUUGAAAGAUUAUACUUUGAAAUUAGAGAUGAAUCAGUGAAACAUUUUAAUUUCUCUGUGGCAUUCCCUGGAACUAGCAUGAGUGUGACAUUUGAGGUCAAUGUACAAGAUUGUCUACCAGGAUUUAUUCUUUCAACCAUUUCUGCGUCACGUUUAAUUUGCCAAAAAGAUGUUGCAUGGCCAAUUAUUAUUCCACUCAUUGUUGUUGGAUCUCUUUUGGUUUUUGCUUUAGGAAUAUUUAUUGGAAUUGGGUUAUUAUAUUGUGGAUGGCGAAUUGCUUCUCGAUUGAGAAGGUUGAAUCAACGAGAAAAGGCAGAGAAGAAACUUGAAAAGAAGUUGUUGGAUAAAAAGUUUAUAUUUUCAGAGGAUCAUAUAGAACUCUCUUCGGAUUUACAAACGAAAUUACUGGACUCGUAUAUUGAUCCUACAGAUUCGAGUGGAUCUGGAGGCAAGAAAGACAAGAAACCACAGAAAAAAGAUACAUUUAUCAUUCCAAUAGAUAGCAUUGAUGUGAUUAAAAAGAUUGGUGAAGGUGCGAAUGGAAUUGUUUAUUUAGGAAAAUGGUCUGGCACUGACGUUGCCUUAAAGAGCUUGAAAUUUGACAAUUCGAACGAUUCAAAUCAAGAUAACGAAGAAUUUGAAACGGAAGCAGCUCUGCUUAGUGAUUUGAGACAUCCUUCCAUUGUUAACUUUUUUGGAGUUGCUAUGAGUCAAUCGGUCAAGUAUAUGGUUGUGGAAUUUCUAUCUAAAGGAAGUCUCGAUAAAGCAAUAUACAACUCGAAGAUUGGAAAAGAAAUUUUAUCAUUGGAAACGAAAAUUUCCAUUCUGAAAAGUGUGUCAUCUGGCAUGAGUUAUUUACAUUCCCUGAAACCUUAUGCCAUUAUUCAUAGAGAUUUGAAACCUGCAAACAUUUUGCUAGAUGGAGCCAUGAAUGCCAAAGUUUCGGAUUUUGGCUUAUCCAAACUUGUCUCAACCAAUGCUACCGCAACCAUGACCACCAAUUUAGGUACCUUGUUUUAUAUGAGCCCAGAGAUUUUAGGCGACUCGGAUGAAAAUUCCAUCACCACCAAAUUGGAUGUUUACAGCUUUGCCAUUAUCAUGUAUGAAUUAUUUUUUGAGGAGAACCCUUAUUUGAAUAUUCACUCAGAAAAGAUUCAUCGAUUUACUUCACCAGACAUAUCCGACAAGUCGUGUUUCAAUAUUCCAGCAAAGGUCAUUAAGGGACUCCGACCUAAAAUUCCCUUUUCUAAUGAGGAAGAACAACGAGUUUGGAUUUCAGAAUAUAUACGACCACGAGAGCAUUAUCUGGACAAUGAUGAUUUAUUUGAAUUGACGAGCCAAUAUUUACAUUUAAUGAUUCAAUGUUGGAGUGGAAAAUCACAACACAGACCUGAUUUUUCUUCUGUGACCACAACACUUUCCAACAUGUACAACAAGUUUUUUGAUUGA